Molecule: messenger RNA, 1947 nt
Organism: Candidula unifasciata
Lineage: Eukaryota; Metazoa; Mollusca; Gastropoda; Stylommatophora; Geomitridae
Source: the annotation of a GenBank genome assembly
AUGGAGAGCAUGGAGAAGAUGAUUUUUGGUACCAUGGAGUUUAAGUUUGUGAAACAAGAUUUUUCUGAUGUGUUGUGUGAGGACAAGAACCAAAGGCUGAGUACAAUGGUGGAUGAGACAGGCUGUAGCAGGGAUCAGGAGAUAACAGGACAAAAUAACACAGUAUCAGGGCCGACUGACAGUAGUAAUACAACAUUCCAAGAGCACCAGUACUGCAGUAAGAUUUCAGAGAAUAAAGCUAAAUUUAUUGGUAUUAGAAAAAAAUUGUCCUUGGCAAGUAAGAAUUGUCAAUUGAAACAUAACAGAGAAGAGAGCACAAAAGAUAGACCAGACUUAUCUGAUGAUUGUGAUUCAUCUGUCAGUGUUGAUCGUUACAUAAAGACACACAAGAAGAAAUAUACAGAGGAGAAACCUUACAAGUGUGAUGACUGCAGUGCAGUUUUUACUCACUCUAGCAGUUUAAAGAACCACAAGAGAACACAUACAGGAGAGAAACCUUACAAGUGUGAUGACUGCAGUGCAGCUUUUACUCACUCUAGCAGUUUAAAGAACCACAAGAGAAUACAUACAGGAGAGAAACCUUACAAGUGUGAUGAUUGUGGUGCAUCAUUUUCUGAAGCUGGCAGUCUAAAGAGACACAAGAGAACACAUACAGGAGAGAAACCUUACAAGUGUGAGUGUUGCAGUGCAUCAUUUACUGAAUCUGGCAGCCUAAAGGAACACAUGAGAACACAUACAGGAGAGAAACCUUACAAGUGUGAUGAGUGCGGUGCAUCAUUUACUAAAUCAGGCCAUCUAAAGACACACAAGCGAACACAUACAGGAGAGAAACCCUACAAGUGUGAUGAUUGUGGUUCAUUAUUUUCUGAAGCUGGCUGUCUAAAUAAACACAAACGAACACAUACAGGUGAGAAACCUUACAAGUGUGAUGACUGCAGUGCAGCUUUUACUCACUCUAGCAGUUUAAAGGACCACCAGAGAAUACAUACAGGAGAGAAACCUUACAAGUGUGAUAUUUGCUAUGCAACAUUUUCUCAAGCUGGCAAUCUAAAGACACAUAAGAGAACACAUACAGGAGAGGAACCUUACAAGUGUGGUGAUUGUGAUACAUCAUUUACUGAAUCCGGCAGUCUAAAGAGACACAAGAGAAUACAUACAGGAGAAAAACCUUACAAGUGUGAUGAUUGUGGUGCAUCAUUUUCUCAAGCUAGCAGUCUAAAGACUCACAAGCGAACACAUACAGGAGAGAAACCUUAUAAGUGUGAUGAUUGUGGUUCAUUAUUUUCUGAAUCUGGCCAUCUAAAGAAACACAAGCGAACACAUACAGGCGAGAAACCUUACAUGUGUGAUGACUGCAGUGCAGCUUUUACUCACUCUAACAGUUUAAAGAACCACAAGAGAAUACAUACAGAAGAGAAACCUUACAAGUGUGAUAUUUGCUUUGCAGCUUUUACUCACUCUAGCAGUCUAAAGACACACAAGAGAACACAUACAGGAGAGAAACCUUACAAGUGUGAUGAUUGCGGUGCAGCUUUUACUCACUCUAGCAGUUUAAAGAACCACAAGAGAAUACAUACAGAAGAGAAACCUUACAAGUGUGAUAUUUGCUUUGCAGCUUUUACUCACUCUAGCAAUCUAAAGACUCACAAGCGAACACAUACAGGAGAGAAACCCUACAAGUGUGAUGAUUGUGGUUCAUUAUUUUCUGAAGCUGGCAGUCUAAAGAAACACAAGAGAACACAUACAGGAGAGAAACCUUACAAGUGUGAUGAUUGUGGUGCAUCAUUUUCUGAAGCUGGCAGUCUAAAGAGACACAAGAGAACACAUACAGGAGAGAAACCUUACAAGUGUGAUGAUUGCAGUGCAUCAUUUAUCCGGCAAUCACAUGAGCACAUACAGGAGAGAAACCUUAAAGUGCCACAUCAUUUAUUAAAUCAGGCCAUCUAA